Molecule: messenger RNA, 6676 nt
Organism: Sabethes cyaneus
Lineage: Eukaryota; Metazoa; Arthropoda; Insecta; Diptera; Culicidae
Gene: Smg6
Product: telomerase-binding protein EST1A
Exons: 17
Coding region: 474-5678 (1734 amino acids)
Biological process (GO): nuclear-transcribed mRNA catabolic process, nonsense-mediated decay
Cellular component (GO): telomerase holoenzyme complex
Molecular function (GO): protein binding; telomerase RNA binding; telomeric repeat DNA binding
Source: RefSeq, a predicted model, not a curated record
GCACACAGUGCUGCGAGGAAAGAAAAAAGAAAAAGAAAGGCAAAAGAGCAAGCAGCAUUCUGAAAUUCCCACAGAUUAAAAAGUUGUUUCGCAGAAGUUUAACCCCGAAAACUGGUGCAUCGUUUGCAACGCGUUCGUGUUCCGGCGGCGGAAGUGUUCGGUACGUUUAUCGUGGCGCGCGCGAGUGAAAGAAAAACCGGUCGGUGUUCCGUCGCGGGCAGGCAGCAGCUCCUCGUUUUCCGAAGGCACUUUAUUAGCUAGCAUCAGUCAGUGUAGGGUUUUUUUUCUCCUGCUUCUUGUUUCGAUAGCACUUGCUCGGUCGUAAAAGAAGUCGGUGGAUCAGAGUGCCACUUUUCGACCACGGGGAAGAACGUCGCUGGAUUCGGUGGUGCCGUAGUUAUCUGUUCGUACUUUUUUCCGCUUCGAAGGGCACAGUGACAUCCACUAUUACCUCGAUUUAGAAGACGUCAGCCAUGAACAGCGCCCCACCUGCCUCUUCGGGCCGCGGUGGUCGUGCUGGUGGCAGCGGUGGCGGUGGUGGUGGAACCGCCGGAGGCGGCAAACGCCAGCAGCAGUCCAUCUACAGUCCCGGCAGUGGACCACUGCGGAAGUCGGAAAACUCCGGCAGCAAUCGGUCGCUGAAUUCCAUUGGUGACGGACCGACGGGUUCCUCCUGGGAUCGCGACCGGGACUGGAACCAGCAAAACGACGGCUGGCGCUCGGUCAAUAAGAAAAGUAGCAACAAAAAGCACGACUAUUACGAUCAACGUCGUGGGGGCGGUGGCGAUGGGGGUCCUAGCUAUCGUCAAGGUUCGGAACCCCGCGUACUGUCCAGCAAUCCACCGAACGUAAACUACAACCGGGCGCAGGAUAGGCUGCGAAACGAGCGCGACACGCGCAGCGUCGAUCCCGGUUUCGGUGGUGGCCGUGGAACCAUGAAGAAACCUCCGUUGCCUUUGAACAUCGAAAGUCUAGCUCCGCGGUUGCAGCGUAAGAUCCUGCUGGAUCACGGCCUACCGUUGGACUAUUUGGAAACCAUGCGGAACGAGCAGGCCAAUGCGGUGCAAAACCGGUCCCACACGCUGCCUAUGUCGCCCCGUUCGCGGCAAGGAAUGCGCGGUGGCGGCGGCGGCGGUGGUGGUCGCAAUCGAUACUCAGGAAACUAUCAGCAGGGAGGACCCGGUGGCGGCUAUCGGGACGAUUACCGAGCGCGAACGCCGGUCGACUACCAGCGGCCACGCAGUCGCUCGUCGGAUAUCGGUGCCGAACAGGACGAAUUUGAUCGGCCACCGAGAACGAGCAGUCGAAAUUCCAGCUGUGAAGCAAAUGACCGAUGGAAUUGCUACGAGCGAGCUCCGGCUCCGCCGGCUAAUAAUCAGACAACGACGACGGUGUUCCGCAAGGAUGGCGGUCGCAGUCGGCAGUACUCGGAGGAUGACGACGGUCGUAAGACUGCCGGCAAGUUGGACUGGGCGGAUGAUGUUGAACAGGAAGCUAUGCUGGAAAAGACUGUUAGUAGCAUUAAUAGCAGCGGUAGUAGCAAUAGCAAUAGGAAUAGACGCCGUAAUCGAAGUAAUUCCCGCUCGAGCAACGACUACUACGACGAUGGUGCCACCUUCAAGGUACCCUACCCACCAAAGGGUAGCGGUGGUGGUGGUGGUGGUAGCAGCGGUCGCAGCCGCCGAAACUCGCAAUCGUCCAACAUGAGCCGUGAGAAUAGCAUGGAUCGAGCGGCUUAUGGUGAUCGCGGCAGCCGUGGCGGUCGAGGCGGAAAGCACUUCGGAAAUCGGGAGAAUAGCCAGGAUCGAUAUUAUGACCGGGAUGAUCGGUACCGGCACCGGAAAGGCGGUGGCGAUCGGUAUAGCAAUAGUAGAGAUAAUAGCAUGGAACGAAGUGGAUCGUGGCAUCGGAACGAUGCACGGAAUGACGCCAAUUGGCGUGGAACGAAUGAUGCCACGGUGGAGAAAACGGAUGUAGUGAAGAUAGCGGAAAUGACAAAGCAGUUCGAAGAACAGAUUGGCAUUCAGAAAGGCCCGGGGGUGUUGGUGCUACCGCCUAAAAUUCCUCCAGUGGGCGGGGAAACUGUUGGCGGCUCACGAAAUGAACGACCCAAGGAUGAACCUCAAACCACAAGUGCUCGCGUGUUGUUCGAUCCGAGCAACCCUAACAAACCGAUUGUGGUGACACAGUCUCAAACUCGCAACUAUAAUCCUCCGGAGAAUCUAAAUGCCCUGACUAACUCCUCUGCACUUGGAAAUAAUGAACGGAAACGAGUGUCUGGUGGAAACCCACUGACUAGCACGCGUCCAGUUUGGUAUGAUACCAGCGCUCCACAAGCACAUUUGCUGCGUAACAAGGACAUGGUACAUCGACUGGAAGCUGCUGACUUACAGCUUCAGGAAUUGCUAUUGAGCGGCAAUUUGUUCCGUGAAUGGGAUGUUUACGUUAGAAUACGAUCAGACUUGCAAAAGUUGUUGGAAACGUUUUUGCUGUCGGAAAUGCGCUUUUCGCAAGAGGUCAACCUAGAGAACCACUUCUGGAAGUUGCUGUAUUACAACAUCGUCGAACAGAUGCGCAAAUUACUGGCCGAAGACCCAGAUCAGAACAAUCGUGCCUACUAUCGAGAGAAAGCUUUGGAUAUUAUCGAAAAUGGUACUCAGUUUUUCGAACAGUUGCUGACACUGCUGGAGAAGCACUACAAUUUUAGUUUGGAAAAUUUCACCGGUCCGAAUGCCGCCACCGCUAGCAAGGGCCUCAGGUUCGGUAUGGCCCUCGUGUCCGCCCAGAAGCUGUUCCUCUUCCUCGGUGAUCUGGCUCGCUACCGGGAGCAGGUGAACGAAGCCAGUAACUUCCGCAGAGCGAAACUGUGGUACGUCAAGGCCCAGCAGAUUCAGCCGAAGAAUGGUCGCCCGUACAAUCAGCUGGCGUUGCUUUCCGUCUAUGCGAAACGUAAAAUCGAUGCCGUCUACUUCUAUAUGCGCAGUCUGAUGUCGUCCAAUCCAUUCGAGUCGGCACGCGAAAGUCUGAUGGAUUUGUUCAACGAGACUAAGAAAAAGUACGAGAGCACCCAGCGCAAGCGGGAGGAGAAGAACCGAGCCCGGUUGAAGGAGAAAGAGCACCGCUUCGAUGGGCACUUGCGGCGCGAAACGUGGAUUCACCCGGAAGGUGGCCCACGGGUUCACCGGACUGCUCCGUUGGAUCCGCUUCUAGCCGGCCGACAGCCGGGCGAAAGCAGUGAAGAAGAGGAAGAGGAACUGCGUCAGCUGGACUCGAUCGAGCUGAACAAACGCUUCAUCGUCAGCUUCCUGCACGUGCUGGGCAAGUUGAUCACCAAGACGGGGAUGGAAUCGUUUACUCCCUGUGCGAUCCAAAUGCUGCGGGAGUUCCGGGCGCUGAUUCAGCACUCACCGAUCGCCGUUACGUCACACCGGUUGCUGCAGUUGAUGUCGCUGAACAUGUUCGCCAUCGAGAUCACGAAGCUGAAAGACGCAUCCAUCGCUCCCGGAGCUCGCUCUGAAGUGCAGGAAUGUGCCCUUUCGAUCGGACUGCUCAUGUUCGGAAUCAUCCUGGAGCGGUUCAUCCACGUGAUACAGGGUGCCUCAACGGCGGCGGCGGCGUCGUCAAAUUCGUCCUCUAAUCCUCCGCUAUCCAGUUGUAACAAUAAUAAUAACAAUAUUAACAACAACAAUAAUAACAAUGACACGAACGAGUCCCUGCUGCUGGCGAUCGCCAGCAAGCAGAGUGCAAUUGCUGAGAACCUCAAAGAACUGAGCCUUGUGGCCACCGGCGGUGGCGACGGUGGUAAGAAAUCAACACCUCAACCGACCAGCAACAGUAGUAGCAGCAGCAGCAGCAGCAGCAAUAACAAGACUGGAAAGGAUAGCAGGAUAAAUGACGCAUCGGCGGAGGCGGUGAACUCGUCCAAAGGGAGCAAUGUUAAUAAUAAUAAUAAUAAUAACAACAACCAUGCCACAACUGGUAACAGUAACUCUAGCAAUUCCUGUGUUGGAGCCAGCGGGAGCAGCAGCAACGUUAAGGAUGGUCAGGUGCGACAGAAGCUGGUACUGCCGGAAGAUGCUAAAGUGAUACUUCCUGCGAUUAAGGUGUGGUGCGACUGGAUGCUCUAUCACAUCGGCACGUGGAAUCCGCCGCCGUUUUGCACGGACUACAAAAUAGGUGCUUCCACUGGACACGAUCCCUGGUCCGGGCUGUCCAGCCUGAUGACGCUGCUUGGCCGGUUGGAUACCAACAAGGAAAUUCUGGUGGUGCUCUCGAAAGAAGCACUAGAUCAUCGAUCGGACUACGAUGUUGUUCGACUGCAGGAGGACAUCACACUGGCUGGAUUUACCCCACUGAUGUACGACGUUCCGGAACCGAUCUUCGCCCGUCGCGAUCGGGACAUGGAAGAGGCGCAGAAUGCACUGCGGGUGCAGAAACUAAUCUUCUUCGGAACGGGAUGCCUGUGCAAGUGUGAACCUCCGGUGCUGCGAAAGGUAACCGCAUCGGAUGGCGCCGAGGAGUUUGUCAGCAUUGUACAAAACCGAAUAGAAGGGUCAAGCGACUCGGAGAUCCUGCUGGAAAGCUUCAGCGAAGACGAAAGCGAAAGCCAGCAGCCCCAGGCCCAGAGUAAAGAUCAGGAAAAAAUCAAAAGCAACUGUGAUGCUCAGCAACAACAGCAGCAACAGAAGCAAUCGCAAAAGAAGAAAGACUCAGACCAGAACGUCGUCGAUGAAAGCAAGAAGAACAACAACACCUCCUCGUCCUCCUCGAAGGGCAACAAAAGGCGCAGCGGGAAUGCUAAAAACAAUGCCGCUAAUAGUAGUGCUAGCAACAAUAGCAACACGAACACUAAUAAUAACAACAACAAUAACAAUAACAACAACACCAGCAGUGCAGCCAACGUCGUCAACCAACCGCCGCGAACGCCGGAAGCAGCUAAGAGCAACCAGGAGAUCCGGCGUCUGCUGCGCCGCAAGGACGAACUGGAGCGCAAGCAGAAGAUGCAGGAAAAAUACACCCAACGGUUACAGGACAUCCUAUCGCAGAGCACGAUCGCACUGAACAUCGAAGUCCGGCCCCGUCUGCUAGUGCCGGACACCAACUGCUUCGUAGAUUAUUUACCAGACAUCGAAAGCAUCUCGCAGGCCCAUCCGCUCUACCAGCUGAUGGUUCCCUUAGUCGUAAUCAACGAACUGGAAGGCCUCUCCAAGGGCACCAAACCGACGGCAGCGACCGCCGCCAUCAGCUCCAAGCUGGCCGGCAGCCUGUCGGUAUUUCCGCCCAAACCACCCGCGGCUUCUUCCGGGCUGGAUCGGCGCUUCGACCCCCAGCAUGCCGAAAAGGUGGCCGAAGCUUCCCGAGCCGCGCUCAAAUUCCUAAAAUCGAAAAACCCUGCCUUGAAAUGCGUAACCAGCAAAGGAUCGGUUAUGACCCGAUCGGCGUUCACCUCCGAGGAUGACGACGGCGAACAGAAGUCCAACGACGAUCGAAUUCUGGAAACGGCCAUGAAUCUGUGUCGGAACCACACCGAGGAAAAGCGAGGAGAAAUUCGCUACAUUAUGCGCGAGGUCGUUCUGCUGACGACCGAUCGAAACCUGCGCGUGAAGGCCCUGUCCAAUGAUUUGCCAGUGCGCGAACUGCCGGACUUUAUCAAAUGGGCAGGACUGGGACCCGCGUAGGCUGCGGCGGCGGCAUGCCACCAAACACACAUUUCUAUUAAAAAAAACACACACACACACGGACCCACGAAGUCACUUCUCUUUAGUCUAUUACAGCAUCAUACACAUAUAUUGACGAUUUUUUAUGACAAGAGCUGUGUCCUUCCGGAAGAGUUUAAACGUUCUUUUUGUUUUAUUCCUUUUUUUAAAAAAAAUUUCUGUUUUAACACUUUAAAGCAUCUAACAACGCAUACGCAUUAUUAUGAUUUAUGUUUUAUUUUAUUACCUUCGGUUAGAAAGUAUAACUUAUUAUUUUUGAAUUGAACUUCACUAGUGUGCCACGAUUAGGGCAACUUUGUUCGUUAAUAAAUAAAAAGAGCGAAGAAAUUAAAGUGCGUUUUUUCCCCUGACUGUUGUAUAUAUAUUGCGAUAUUUAGAUAUGUUUUUUUUCUUAUCAAUUUUUUCUGUUUCGUUUUUUGUUUGAUACCGUGUCGAUUAGCGGUCACUAAAUUACACACAAGAACAAAAACACCCAAAUCGGUUUAAUAUAUUCGUAGGUAUGUUAUGCGAUUGAUAAGCGCAGAUAAAGUGCCGAGUGCCCUGUGCCGACCCCCUGCUGGCUCUCGGCCCCUUGGAUGGCGUGGCCAGUCUGGGGGACGAAGUUUCAUUUUCUAAACCAAUACUAUUGACCUAUAACUAUAUUAUUAUUAUUAUUAAUUAUUAAUAUUAUAAAAAAAACUAGAUUGAAAGUUAGCAUCCAUUUAGCGAGAAAGAAGGAUAGCGAAUAGAAAGUUCGAGCCAGAAGAGAUGACAGUGAAAGAGAGAGAUAGAGAGAGUUAGAAAGAAAGAGUGGAAGCGAAAGCAAAAAAAAAUUACGUUGAACAGAAGCAUGCGAGAAGUUGCGAGUUAUAUAGACAAAAGGGAGUAAUUGAUGAUUUACACUCAAAACAGGCGUAGUUUAAAUGAGAACGUUUUUUGCUCGUUUAGGAAAUGAUCAACAAAAUAAUAAAAGGAUAUUU